Drosophila ficusphila is the source of this 2407-nucleotide messenger RNA. RefSeq names its product protein SDA1 homolog (gene Mys45A). NCBI's taxonomy places the organism in Eukaryota, Metazoa, Arthropoda, Insecta, Diptera, Drosophilidae. Gene Ontology annotation, biological process: ribosomal large subunit biogenesis; ribosomal large subunit export from nucleus. Gene Ontology annotation, cellular component: nucleolus. The coding region runs from base 105 to 2234 and encodes 709 amino acids. The record is from RefSeq and is a predicted model, not a curated record. The transcript has 2 exons.
CCGUUUUAGCAACGAUUGGUCACACACCACACGUGCAUCUACUUUACUAGCACGGAACGUGGUUGAAUAAGAACGUAGUAUUUAUACAGAUUUUACGGCUCACCAUGGUGCGGCCCAACAACAACCAGCUGCCGGAGAACCUGCCUCAGCUGCAGAACCUGAUCAAGAGGGACCCGGAGUCGUACAGCGAUGAGUUUCACAUCCAGUACCAACACUUUCUCAGCCUGCUGGAGGUUUUCGCUUUGAAUCCAAGUGAGGAGAACAAAUCCCUCGAUGACAUCGUCAUGUUUAUUGCCCAGGUGGCUCAGUGCUAUCCGGCAGUGUGCGAGGAGUUCCCAAAACGGCUUUCUGAUCUGCUGAGGAACUACGCCACCGUUUUGGACCCUGCCAUGAGGAAUUGUUUUGUAAAGGCUUUGAUCCUGCUGAGAAACAAGAACCUCGUGCCCGCAUUGGACAUACUGGAGUUGUUUUUUCAGCUCCUCCGAUGUCCUGACAAGAAUCUGCGCACUUUCCUGCAGACUCACAUCGUGACCGACAUAAAGAACAUGAACGCUAAGCACAAGGAUAUGAAGUUAAAUUCGAGCCUUCAAGCUUUUAUGUACUCCAUGCUUAAGGAUGCAAAUCCCAAGGCGGCUAAGAUGUCGGUUGAUAUUAUGAUUGAGCUGUACAAGAAGAACAUCUGGAACGACGCCAAGACGGUUAAUGUAAUAGCCACCGUUGGCUGCUUCUCGAAGGUGACGAAGGUGCUGGUCACAUCGCUAAAGUUCUUUCUCGGCCACGACGAAGAGGACGAAGAAGAGGACUCGGACAGCGAGAACGAGGUGGACCUCAAGGGUGCUUUAAUGGCCAAUCGCGUCAAUAAGAAAACCAAGAAGAGGACAAAACAGUUAGCGCAAAUUAAGAAGCAGGCGGUGAAGGCGCAGAAGAAGAAAAAGAAUGCGCCUGCCUUCAACUUUUCGGGCAUUCACUUGGUGCACAAUCCACAGGGUAUGGCCGAGGGCCUUUUCAAACAGUUGCAAGCCACUAAUGAGCGGUUUGAGGUUAAGCUCAUGCAUUUGGACGUGAUUUCGCGCCUGAUCGGUAUCCACGAGCUGUUUCUAUUUGGCUUUUAUCCAUACAUAACUCGCUUUCUGCAGCCCCACCAGCGCCAGGUGACCCGUGUACUCCAGUUUGCCGCUCAGGCUUCCCACGAAUUGGUCCCUGGAGACAUCAUCGAACCCAUCCUAAAGACGAUUGCCAACAACUUUAUCACUGAGCGCAACUCCAGCGACGUGAUGGCCAUUGGCCUGAAUGCCACGCGUGAGAUUUGCAUGCGCUGUCCCCUGGCCAUGGGCGAGGAUCUGCUCCAGGAUCUAGCCAUGUACAAAACCUACAAGGAGAAGUCAGUAAUGAUGGCAGCACGGUCGCUAAUUACUUUAUACCGAGAACAACUUCCAGCCCUUCUGCACAAGAAGGAUCGAGGCAGACAGACGGAAGCCCAAGCUGAACGCAAGGUUCGAGCAUACGGAGAACGCGAAGUCCAUGAUACGGUGCUGGGCGCCGAAGCUCUGCUCAAGGACUCUAAAACCAUCGAUAUUGAGAGUGAUGAGGAUACGGACUCAAACGAUGGAGAGUGGGUUAAUGUAACGCACAGCGAUGGCGAAGGAGGAGCGGCCGAUGAGGAUGACGACGAAGAGGACGAAGAUGAUGAUGAAGACGAGGAGGAUGAGGACAACAGUGACGAGGAAGAUGAGGAGGGAGAGAACUCUGAUGAGGGCGUGGAAAGUGGAGAAGAAUCCGUCAAGACGAAGAAAGAAAAAAAGGAUAUCAAAAUCCUGAGCCAGAAGGAAGCCGCUCAGGAACUGGCUCUAACGCGCAUAUUCACGGACGAGGACUUCAAGCGCAUCAAUGCGGCUAAUCUCAAGAAAACCGUGACCAGUGCCCGCAAGAGGCCACUGGAACAGGAUCGUGCAGAAUUUGUCAAGCUAAAUAGCAUCGAGAUGAUCUACAAGAAGCGCAAACACGACAAGGAGUCACGCCUGGAGACUGUGCAGGCUGGCCGGCAGGAUCGUGAGCGUUUCGGCUGGAAGGACGGACGUGUGAACGAGCACUGCUCAAAGACAAACCGCGAGAAGCGAAAGACCAAGAACUUUGGCAUGUUGCGGCACAAGGCGCGCUCUAAGGUCAAGAAGAGCUUCAAGGACAAACAGCAGGCGCUCAGGAAACAUUUACUUCACCAGAAGAAGAUGAAGUAGUAGCCGAUGUCGCCCACUACUUUGUAGUUUAAAAAAAAAAGUGCUAAAAUAAGAGCUUUUUUUUGACAAUUUGUAACCAAUAGAUUGUGUAAAAGUUAGUUUAGUAAUCUUUUUUAUUUUUUAUCAUAUAGACUUUUUACGGUUGCAUAUGCAUUAAACUAUUAAAAAAGGUA